AUGGUAAGCAACAAGGCGCAAAUUGUGAAAGCGGAAAAUGGCACGAACGCGUCCAUUAUUGUAACAGACAGCGGAAAUGCAACGCAACCUAUGAAGACAACGACAGAAAUGACGACCAUGGCGACAGCUCUGUCGACAUCCCUCGACGACUUGAGCGACCAGGAAAAUGGUACAACUGCUGAGGAUAUACACCUGAACGAUUUAUAUACACGCUAUCGUCAGAGGCUGCGUAAGUCGUUGUUCAGAUCGGGAUUGCUGACAUCGCUGGUGGCAUGCGUCGUAUCCAUAAUAAUUGGAAUCGUUUACGAGCAGCACCUGCUGCAGACACUGUUGCUCGUAUUGGCGGCCCUAAUCUCUGGCUCAAUACUGACGGCUCUACAGUCUCCGGCGGUGCUUAGUUCACCAGCAGCUGCUCUGGCUUUUGCCAUUGUUACCACCUUCUCACUGGGCACCAUUGCGGCCAUCACUGGCAACGAGUUGGCUCCUCUGCCAAUGUAUGCCCUGUUUCUGGGGAUUCAUACAAUGCUGCCCAUUUCCUGGCCGGUCUCUGUGGUCCUGGCCCUAUUUAUGACUGCCAUUCAUAUAGUUUAUAGAAUCGGCACCAGUCCGGAUUAUGCACCCAAUUUACCCAUGCUCUUUGGCGAGAUUGUGAUGCUGGCCAGCGCAUCCGUUUCCGGCCUGUACUAUCGCAUCAUGUCGGAUGCGGCACAUAAUCGCACUGUGGAUGGCACACGCACCGGGAUCGAGCAGCGUGUGAAACUCGAGUGCGAAAAGGAGCAACAGGAGCAGCUUCUGCUGAGCGUCAUACCCGCCUAUAUAGCUGCCGAGGUUAAACGUAGCAUCAUGCUGAAGAUGGCGGAUGCAUGUCAGCGUGCUGGCGGUCAAGCUUCCACAUCGGCCACUCGCUUCCACGAGCUGCAUGUGCAACGGCACACGAAUGUCACAAUACUUUUUGCAGACAUUGUUAACUUUACGCCCUUGUCAUCCUCAUUGACGGCCAGUGAUUUGGUCAAGACACUCAACGAUCUCUUCGGCCGCUUCGAUCAAAUUGCACAGGAGAAUCAAUGUUUGCGUAUUAAGAUUUUGGGAGACUGUUAUUACUGUGUCUCGGGGUUGCCAAUUUCACGACCACAGCAUGCCACCAAUUGCGUCAACAUGGGCCUGCAAAUGAUCGAUGCCAUCAGACACGUGCGUGAGGCGACGGGCAUAAAUGUUGACAUGCGAAUUGGCAUACACACGGGCAAUGUGCUCUGCGGUGUCCUUGGCCUACGCAAGUGGCAAUUUGAUGUUUGGAGCGAUGAUGUUACCCUGGCCAACCACAUGGAGAGCGGCGGCGUUGCGGGUCGCGUGCACAUCACAAAGCAAACUUUGGACUUUCUGGGCGAUAAAUUUGAGGUGGAACAGGGAGAGGGUGGUGGUCGCGAUGCAUAUCUGGCGGAUCAUAAAAUAGAAACCUAUCUCAUUGUGCCGCCCAAGCCCGCCUACAUGCACAGUGUGCCACGCGUGGUCGAGUGCAUCGAGCAAACGGAGCCGGCAGUGGAGCCGGCGACACCGGUGAAGGAGGACGGCGAUGUAAACGAGAAGCUUUUGCCCACCGAGUCGCGGUGUCCGGUGUCAACUGCCGUUGAUGGAGCCGAGAAACUUUCACCCACCUCGACGAACAGCCAGGAUGCAGCGUUGCAUGCACCGUUGACCUCUGCCGCGUCCAUGUCCAUCAAGGAGCUGUCCGAAGAGGAGGAGGAUGCGGCUGCCACAGAGCCACUGGUUGCCAAACACUCUGAGCAGGAGAUCAACAAUGAGCCCAUACCAACUAUAAUCCAUCGUGGUAGCGGCGACUCUGCUGCCUCCGAGUCUGCGCCAAAAUCGACAGCAUUAUCGCUGCCUGCCGAGGAUCUGUUGAGCAUGAGCGGCAGCGAGAGUGGCAUCUCCACCAGCGGUACCCCGGCAAUAACAACAUCCAAUGCGGUGAAUGCCACGCCCCCAACAACAACGUCAGCUGCUAACACCGCAGGCACAAAUAGUUUAACAGUGGCCGACGCUCCUGAGCGCUCUCGUCGCAAGUUGUCCGUUCAAGGUCUAAUGUCCUUUGCCGACAGACGACGCUCCUCCGGCGCCUUCAUCGAGGGACGCAAACUGUCCAUCCACAGCGGUGAAAGCUUUCGCAGUCAUGCGGGUCAUGUCACACGCAAUCGCCCCUCAUCGAAGAUGACCAAAUAUGUGGAAUGCUGGGGUGCCGAUCGACCCUUUGCCAAUAUUGCCGAGUCCAAGCUGGUGAAGAACAUUGGCCUGGCGAGUAUUGCCAUGAUUGAAUCAAAUUUGUUGCCGCCGGAGCGUAAAUGUUUUUUUAAUUUCAACUUCUUGGGGCCGCCCACGGAGCUAAAGCCAUUGACCAUGUGGUACCGCAAUACGCCUCGGGAGGCCAUGUACCGGGAGCAGCCGGAUACGCACUUCCGCUAUGACCUGAUAUGCGCCUUUGUCCUCUUCCUGUCGCUCGCCAUCGUCCAGUUGAUUGUAAUUGAAUUGAAUCUGGCAUUACUGGGCUCUCUGUUGGCCAGCUUUAUAUCGUUGGCUCUGUUCCUCUAUCUGAGCAACAUGUCCGUGCCGGAUAUGCAUGCCUCGACCACAGAGCGCAAUGGUCCUGGCCAGGUUGUGGCCAGCAGCCGCUUUCUUCGCUUGGCCAUGUUCAUCAUUGUCAAUAUACUCAUCUCAUCCUGUGCCGUAUUCAGCGUGAUCAACUAUACGCAGCCCGAUUAUGAACCGCCCUAUGGUUACAGCAAUAGCACGAAUACCACCGAGGGUAGCUUCAAUAGUAGUAUAAUCCCGGAGGAUAUGCAAACACUGGACAUUGACUAUGCCGUACCCAAGGCUCCGAUUUUCCUCUUCUGCUGCGCCGUCAGCUUGGCUGCCAUUUCAGCUUUCCUACGAUCUGGAUUUAUACUCAAGCUCAUAACCAUGUUGCUGGCACUGAUUGGACAGAUGAUUGUGCUUCAUUAUAGCGAUCUCUAUGUCCAGUACAAUCUGGUCCACUCCUACAAUGUCUUGCCGCUUGAGGUGAAGGGUUUCUUGUUGUUGCUACUCGUGAUUGCCGUGUUGCAUACGCUGGAUCGUCAGGGUGAAUAUGUGGCACGCACCGAUUUUCUGUGGAAGGCCAAGUUGAAGGUCGAACAGGAGGAAGUGGAAACAAUGAGAGGCAUCAAUAAGAUUCUAUUGGAGAACAUUCUGCCGGCUCACGUUGCCACACAUUUUCUGCAUCUGGAACGGUCCACGGAGCUGUAUCACGAGAGUUAUUCCUGUGUCGCGGUCAUGUUUGCCUCCAUACCCAAUUACAAGGAGUUCUACGAUGAGACGGAUGUCAAUAAACAAGGCCUGGAGUGUCUGCGUCUCUUGAAUGAAAUCAUUUGUGAUUUCGAUAAGUUACUUCUGAAACCAAAGUUCAGUGGCAUCGAAAAGAUUAAAACAAUUGCCAGCACCUAUAUGUGUGCAUCGGGUCUAAGACCUGGAAAAGAGGAUGGAGCCACGUCGCGUAGCUUUGCGGAUGAGAAACGCACCGAAGAGCACAACGUGGUCAUAUUGGUUGAAUUUGCGAUUGCUUUGAUGUCCAUAUUGGAUUCGAUUAAUCGCGAAUCAUUCCAACGUUUUCGCCUGCGCAUCGGGCUGAAUCACGGCCCAGUAAUUGCGGGCGUAAUUGGAGCCCAGAAGCCACAAUAUGAUAUCUGGAGCAAUACCGUCAAUGUGGCAUCCCGCAUGGAUUCAUGCGGCGUCAUGGGACGACUUCAGACUACAGAGAAUACAGCUAAGAUAUUAAUGGCCGCCGGUUACGAGUGCGAGUGCCGGGGCCUCACCUAUGUCAAGGGCAAAGGAAAUCUAGUCACAUAUUUUGUAAAGACACCAUUCGAUGGUAAAUUGUAAUUGAAUGCGGCCAGUUAGUAGCACAAUUUGUUGUUAAUAAUGCUAUUUAUCUAUAUGUUUAGAAAAUAUAUGUUAAGGCAUGUUGUUAUUUAUUUUGAAAUAAUUUUAAGAAUUUUAAGCAUUUAAAUCUACGUUGCACAUUAGAGCUUAUUUUAAGUAUUUGUUUUAGUUAGUAUUUUAUUGUUAUGUAGCACAAUUUGUUGGAAAUUAGAAUUCAGAUUUUAAAAAAGCUCACUUAAACAGCGAAUAAUUAUAUAAAUAUAUAGAAUAUGACGACUACUCAAACAUACUAUAUAGAAUAAUGCUAUAAGAUAUUUAUUAAUUCAAAAUUAACACAACAAAAGGAAAAAACAAAUGCAAUUUAGCCCACCCCGAAAAGAAAUAAUCAACGCUAAUAAUAAUAAUAAUAAUGACACAUAGAAUUUAACCAUAUUUAUUGUACAAUUAUGUUCCAAUAGAUUUUUCUCGAGUAUUUAAAUAUAUUGAAUUUAGAACUUGCAUCUCUAACGAAAUCUAUUGGAACAGCGCUUUAAUUUAUAGAUUGUUAACUAAAAUAUGUGCCAUCACAGGUCGAACACAACGCGGUUAAUCUUAUAAUCAACGACCUUAAGCGAAAUCCUAUCUAUUUCUAUAUGAUAUUGUAUAUUUUAUAUAAAUUUUCUACUGUCACAUUUUAAUAUACCAGAUGGAUCUGCUAACUAUUUUGAAUAUGAAACUUUUUGAAUAUUUUUUGUUGGUUUUUUUUCGGCAGCUUUAGUGUACAAACAAUUCUUAUCUGAACAUAUCCCAUCAAAUAUGGUAUACCUCCGAUUCUUACUUAUGGAAACUGAACCCUAUGCAUAUCUUUGUAAUUACUAUCCAAAAUUUACUAUAAACAACAAUAUAAUCGAAAUAUUUACGAAUAUAAAUAAAAUACAUUUCUUUGAA
This is a messenger RNA of Drosophila innubila, 4836 nucleotides long. RefSeq names its product adenylate cyclase type 2 (gene Adcy2). Bases 1 to 3909 code for a protein of 1302 amino acids. Gene Ontology annotation, cellular component: plasma membrane. NCBI's taxonomy places the organism in Eukaryota, Metazoa, Arthropoda, Insecta, Diptera, Drosophilidae. Gene Ontology annotation, biological process: adenylate cyclase-inhibiting G protein-coupled receptor signaling pathway; cAMP biosynthetic process; adenylate cyclase-activating G protein-coupled receptor signaling pathway. Gene Ontology annotation, molecular function: adenylate cyclase activity. The record is from RefSeq and is a predicted model, not a curated record. The transcript is spliced from 21 exons.